AUGAGUGAAGACUGUGAGAUUGUGAGACAGGAGCUUAACAAUUUGCCACCGAAAAACGCUACGGGGCUUGCACACGAGUUUCAGGGAAGUAAGCAAAGCACUGAUCAGCUCAAUACCAAAAAAAUCGAUCCUUUGUUGAUUUCCAGGUUACGGGAUCCAUCUUGUUCUCUUAAUAUCAUUUUGACCAAAAACAAAUUGCUAGGCACUGCUUCUGAUGAAAGACUUGCGGAACUGUAUGAUGUUGCCAAAGAGCUUUUUGAGCUAAGUUACCACAGAAUUCAAGAGAAACACUACCUUGCGUAUCUCGGGGGAGGUUUUAGAGACCAGGACGAGUCAGAGACGGAUAUCGACAUUGUUCGAUGUUUCUACAUGAGCAUGUUCACAUGGAAUCCAGACUUAUUGGACUCUUUACGAGUCUUGUGCCGUAAACUAUUUUUCAAAGGUGAGUCGCAAUUCAUUGACAAGAUACUUGACUCUUUUGCUGAUAGUUGGUUUUACAAUGCAAGCAGCGUGAAGCCGAAAAAAUUAUACGGGAACUCGAAUGGAGUGUACUUGACUGCCUAUUCCUUAGUCCUGUCGAACACUGAUCUCCAUACCGAGGAAAUUGCAAAAACAAAGAAGAUCAGCCGCUCUAAGUUCGUCAAAAACACCUUCGAAGCAUUACAACAAAACCAAAUUCCGAUUGAAGAUAUUGAUGGGUUGCGCUAUGAGCUCAAGAAGUUCUACGAAAGAAUUUCAGAGCGGAAGUUAAGUUUAUUUGAACCUUCAAAUUCGCACUCCAGAACCGACUCCAUUGCUUCCCAUGAUACAGAAUUCACAAUUUUCCAAAAUAGAUCGUCACAAAGUGAUCAGACUUCUGUCUAUAUUUCUGAUACAGAUAAAACUACUCCAGCAAGCUCAGAGAAUGCUACAAAGUCAUUUGGUUUUGCAAAAGUGAUUAUGAUGGAGAACAAUUUGAAGAAUAAGACCAGUGACAACAAGAAGCUUUCGUUUGGCUCCAACUCGCAACACUUGGAUGAAAACUUUGAGCCUCUGAAAGAUGAGCAAACACUGGGGUCUGGUCCGAGAGGCAAUUAUAAUAUGGAGAACGACGACCUACAAUUAGAGCUCGUAGGGCCACCUUGGACUAAGGAAGGUAUCCAAAGUGUUAUUCUACCAGAGAAACUUCUAAAUAGCUAUACUGGAAUGCUUUCUUUGUCGGCAUUCAAGCCCGCUUGGAAAAGCCUUUUUGUCGUCAUUUUUGAAGGGGAGCUGAAGUUUUUUAGAUUUGAUCAGUCUGGUUCAAAUGCUGGGAACUUCGGUGAUGGUCAAUGGUGGAAGUUUGCAACCUGUGUGAACACAAUCAACCUCUGCUCUUGUUUUGCUCAAGUUGUUGACAGAAAGUCCCGUGUUUAUACGUCGAUGAUCAAACGGCAUGGAAAUGCUCGCAGAAGAACUGGGCUUGAAACUUACUGGAACUUGAAUAUACCUGUACCAGAUAUAGUUACGAGUGCUGAUCACUGCCAUGGUUACUACAGUGCUUAUUUCUGCGCUGGGACCCCGGAGACUGCUCAGGAGUUUGUUGAUACAUGCAAUUUUUGGGCAGCAAGGUCGACUUCUAUCCCUCCAGCAGAAACUCUGUCGUCCUUAGAUUUUGGUUGGUCCGAGAAGACAUUGUCAGUUUUAAGGGCAAACAACAUACGUGAAAGCGAGGAGCACCUUUCUAGAUUCAAGAUUGCAAGCUGGAUACCCAUCACUAAUGGUCUUGUGCCAACCAACCUUGAAAUGUCGGAACAACUUGCAAAAGUUGAGACUCACUAUAAGGAAUUACGUUUGGCUUUAAAACAGCAAAAAGAAAUGGAAAGACUGAUUCCGCAGCUAGACUCGUUGACUGCAAAAAACGUGGGGACGAUCAGUAUACUGUCUAAAGUUUUCCACGGGUCAGAUAAGGUAGACAAGCAUUUGGUGACGAGAAAUGUAAGUGUGAUGAGAGCUAAUUAUGUGAACAAACGCAAUUACCUUGAUAACGAGCUUCUCAGAUUCAAAUGCUAUACAGAUAUUCUCGAGAAGGCCAUCACAUUACGACACAAAAUGUUUAAUGACCAAAUUGUAUAA
Molecule: messenger RNA, 2094 nt
Organism: Ogataea parapolymorpha DL-1
Lineage: Eukaryota; Fungi; Ascomycota; Pichiomycetes; Pichiales; Pichiaceae
Product: PH and SEC7 domain-containing protein
Exons: 1
Coding region: 1-2094 (697 amino acids)
Biological process (GO): regulation of ARF protein signal transduction
Molecular function (GO): guanyl-nucleotide exchange factor activity
Source: RefSeq, a predicted model, not a curated record